Dicentrarchus labrax (European seabass) is the source of this 7918-nucleotide messenger RNA. RefSeq names its product adenylate cyclase 5 (gene adcy5). Gene Ontology annotation, cellular component: plasma membrane. Gene Ontology annotation, biological process: adenylate cyclase-activating G protein-coupled receptor signaling pathway; cAMP biosynthetic process; intracellular signal transduction. Gene Ontology annotation, molecular function: adenylate cyclase activity. The coding region runs from base 1169 to 4762 and encodes 1197 amino acids. NCBI's taxonomy places the organism in Eukaryota, Metazoa, Chordata, Actinopteri, Moronidae. The transcript is spliced from 21 exons. The record is from RefSeq and is a predicted model, not a curated record.
AGCGCGACGGAGAGGCGGGCCGCAGGAAGCACACUUGGUUGAAUGGCCAUUGAAGCAGCGAUCAGCGGUAAAUAUGUUAUGAUGCCACGCUCCAAACAGACACCGAGCGGAUUGUCCGAAGCUGCGGGAGGGCACUCUGGCACCGGGUAGACACUUGAUGAAAUGCUGCCGCUGAACGGCCGCGGACUGGCUGUGCGCGGAGCCUGCCAGCCAAAUCAAACCAGGAGUCGCUCUCUGGGGAUUUGAGCAGUGAUGGACAGCUGUUGGACAUCGAUAAGGCGCUGAGGUUAGGGAUAAAUUGACCGUGCGUUAACAUAGACUACACCAUGGACCAAGGAGCUGUGUUUUGUGGCUGCCAGAGGAGGAGGAGGAGGAGGAGGAGCGGCUGAGUUUUCUCCUCCGCUUCGAUCAGCGCAAGUGUGCGAGAGAAUCGUGAUGAUGCUUUUUGGCCAAACGUGAGGCUCCCAUCGCCGUCCGGGCUGCAAUGUGUGCUCAGUACAGGUGCAUCAAGACUGGACGGGACUGAACACAAGCCGCCAACAUGGGAUUCACCUUUUUAUUCCCCUCCACCUCCGUCUCUUCUGACCACAAACCGUUCACACGAAUACAGGAAGCAUGUGCGCAGAUAUAACGGGUUCACAGCGUAAUUGAUGGUGUUGCGCUAUGAUCUCUGGGGACUAUCUGAGUUGUGUAAUGGUUUUAUUGCAUCUACAGCGCGCGCUGACGUGCAGCCUCUCCAUGGAUGGUAGUUAAUUGGGCCCAAUGAUGUAGAGCCAACUCCACCUGGAUCUAAUUCCCUCCUCUCGUGGCGGAACUGGCUCCCCUGUGACUUUUGCGCAUGUUCAAUUGUUUUUAAUUCCCACAGCUUUUCACCACUCCUGGUUAUUGCUUUGGGUUAUAUCACCUCGGGUUUUAUAGAUUUUCGAAUGAAUGUUUGCCUCUAAAAGUGGGAGAUUAAGCUGGUGGCAGUUUGUACUUUUUAGAUUUAAAGCGCCCAGGCUGUUUCAGCGGUGACCAACUAUGGGGAAUUCAACUUGUGACAGACAUUUAAUGCGGCUCAUCUUUGGGACUAAAUAGUUUCCUGACAUUAAAUUUCAUCUAUACAAAACUUUCACCGCAGUGUUUGUUUGUUUAGGCACAUUUCCGUUGUUGCGUGCCAUUCUUCACUAUGUCCAGAUCAAACAGUGUCAGCCCACCCGGAGUCGGUGCGCCCGGGUUGAGGGGAGGGACCGAGCACAGAUCAGCUUGGGGCGAGUCUGAGUCCGUGGCCAACGGGUGCCCAUACUCGGCUAGAUCCCCGCGCAAGAAGCUCACCCGGACCAACAGUCGGUGGAGGGACGAGGAUGAUCUGGAACACCGGCCGCCCGGGCGAGCCUCCACGACCGUCAGCAGGGUCAGCUUCAGGUCCAGGUCUGCUUGGCAGGACCAUGGCGAGGAGAGCCGAGACAACAAGCGCGCAUCCCCUAAACGUCCAGACGGCGAGGUGAGACCCAAGUCUGUGGAGCUGGGUCUGGAGGAGCGGAGAGCCAAGCCGAGGACCGACGAGGAGGAGGUCAUGCCCGAAGUGAACUUUUCUUUAGUUGCGUGCUGCACCAGCGUCAUGCACAUUUUCAAAUCCAAGAAAUUCCAGUCGGAAAAGUUGGAGCGGCUCUACCAGCGCUACUUUUUCCGCCUCAACCAGAGCAGUUUGACUAUGCUCAUGGCAGUGCUGGUGCUGGUCUUCACGGUCAUGCUGGGCUUCCACUGCUCCGGUGGGACAGCAAAGCCGAGCGUAACUUAUGUGGUGGUAUUUUCCGUGGCCAUCUUCCUCACACUCAUACUUAUGGUGGUCUGCAACAGAAACGGCUUUCACCAGGACCAUAUGUGGAUUGUGUGCUACGUGGUCAUCCUGUUGGUGCUGGUGAUCCAGGUGAUCGGAGUGUUGCUCGUGCAGCCCAGAAGUGCCUCAGAGGGGAUCUGGUGGACCGUGUUCUUCAUCCAUGUCAUCUACACUCUGCUGCCCGUCAGGAUGCGCGCCGCAGUCAUCACUGGAGUUAUUCUUUCCGCCAUCCACGUGGCCGUUUCUUGGAUGUUAAACGGCAUGGACAGCUUUCUGUGGAAACAGAUAGUGUCCAACGUGCUGAUCUUCUCCUGUACCAACAUCGUGGGAGUGUGCACGCAUUACCCCGCUGAGGGCUCCCAGAGGCAGGCCUUCCAGGAGACCAGGGAAUGCAUCCAGGCUCGCCUCCACUCCCAGAGGGAAAACCAGCAACAGGAACGUCUCCUCCUCUCAGUGCUUCCCCGCCAUGUUGCCAUGGAAAUGAAAGCUGACAUAAACGCCAAGCAGGAGGACAUGAUGUUUCACAAGAUCUACAUCCAGAAGCACGACAACGUCAGCAUCUUAUUUGCAGACAUCGAGGGUUUCACCAGUCUGGCAUCCCAGUGCACAGCACAGGAGUUGGUGAUGACUCUUAAUGAACUCUUCGCCCGCUUUGACAAGCUGGCAGCGGAGAACCACUGUCUGCGGAUCAAGAUCCUGGGAGACUGCUACUACUGUGUGUCUGGACUGCCAGAGGCGAGGGCCGACCACGCCCACUGCUGUGUGGAGAUGGGGAUGGACAUGAUAGAGGCCAUCUCGUUGGUACGGGAGGUGACUGGGGUGAAUGUGAACAUGCGAGUGGGCAUCCACAGCGGCAGGGUGCACUGUGGGGUGCUGGGACUCAGGAAGUGGCAGUUUGACGUCUGGUCCAAUGACGUCACACUAGCCAAUCAGAUGGAGGCUGGCGGCCAAGCUGGACGUAUCCAUAUCACUAAGGCCACUCUGAAUUAUCUGAAUGGGGACUACGAUGUGGAGCCGGGAGCAGGGGGAGAAAGAAACGCCUACCUGAAGAAGAACGACAUAGAAACCUACCUCAUUGUGGGCUGCAGUCAGAAAAGGAAAGAGGAAAAGGCCAUGAUAGCCAAAAUGAACCGACAGAGGACCAAUUCUGUCACCCACAACAGCGGCCACUGGACCGACCGUCCAUUCUACAACCAUCUGGGCGGCAACCAGGUCUCCAAGGAGAUGAAGAGGAUGGGCUUUGAAGACCCCAAAGACAAGCAUUUCAUUUUCAGGAACACGCAGGAAAACCUAAACCCAGAGGACGAGGUGGAUGAGUUCCUGGGCCGCGCCAUCGACGCACGCAGCAUCGACCGUCUGCGCUCCGAACACGUCAAGAAGUUCCUGCUCACCUUCAGAGAGCCUGACCUGGAGAAAAAGUACUCCAAACAGGUGGACUCCAGGUUCGGGGCUUAUGUGGCCUGCGCCUCCCUCGUCUUUCUCUUCAUCUGCUUCAUCCAGAUCGUCAUUGUUCCACCCUCCAGUCUGAUGAUGGGCUUCUUCAUCACCUGUCUCAUUAUCCUGAUGGCUGUCAUGUUCGUCUCAACCGUGUACUGCUGUUUUGGGCUCUUCCCAGUCCCCUUGCAGACACUUUCCAAAAGGAUAGUCCAGUCCAGACUGAACAGCACCCUGGUGGGCGUCUUCACUAUCAUCAUCGUCUUUCUUUCUGCUUUCAUCAAUAUUUUCACCUGCAGCAGCCACGACCUGCGGGACUGCAUCAAGAGGGAGCUCAACAUCAGUCUGGACAGUGUGAACAUCUGUCACGCCCGCCUCCUCAACUUCAGCCUGGACACACAACACAGCCCCUGUGCAGACAACGCUCUCAUCUGCAGCUUCCCUGAGUACUUCUCGUCCUGCGUGCUGCUGAGCUUGCUGGCCAGCUCCGUCUUCCUGCAGAUCAGCAGCAUCGGUAAACUCUUCCUCAUGCUCUUCAUCGAGCUGCUCUACAUCCUCAUCCUGGAGGUGCCCACAGUGAACCUCUUUGACAACCAGGACCUGCUGGUGAUGGCCAACGCCAUCAACGUUGUCGAGCACAUGAAUGGAACAAGCUGUGUGAUGGACUCCAAGGUUCCUCUGAAGAUCAUGACCCCGGUGGUCAUCACCGUCUUCGUUCUCGCCCUCUACCUUCACGCCCAGCAGGUGGAGUCCACGGCCAGGCUCGAUUUCCUCUGGAAGCUGCAGGCCACAGAGGAGAAGGAGGAAAUGGAGGAGCUGCAGGCCUACAACCGCCGUCUGCUCCACAACAUCCUGCCCAAAGACGUGGCAGCCCACUUCUUGCAGCGAGAGCGACGUAACGACGAGCUCUACUACCAGUCGUGCGAGUGCGUGGCGGUCAUGUUCGCCUCCAUCAGCAACUUCUCAGAGUUCUACGUAGAGCUGGAGGGCAACAAUGAGGGAGUGGAGUGUCUGCGGCUGCUCAACGAGAUCAUUGCAGACUUUGAUGAGAUCAUCAGUGAGGAACAGUUCCGUCAGCUAGAGAAGAUCAAGACCAUCGGCUCCACCUACAUGGCGGCCUCCGGCCUCAAUGACUCCACAUAUGACAAGGUUGGGCGCUCGCACAUCCGUGCCCUGGCCGACUACGCCAUGAGGCUGAUGGACCAAAUGAAAUACAUCAAUGAGCACUCCUUUAACAACUUCAAGAUGAAAAUAGGUCUUAACAUUGGCCCUGUGGUUGCCGGGGUGAUUGGGGCCAGGAAGCCUCAGUACGACAUCUGGGGUAACACAGUGAACGUGGCGAGUCGUAUGGACAGCACAGGUGUACCGGAGAGGAUCCAGGUGACCGCAGACCUGCACCAGGUACUGAGCUCCUAUAACUACACACUAGAGUACAGAGGUGUGGUCACUGUCAAGGGCAAAGGAGAGAUGAUGACCUAUUUCCUCACCAGUGGACCCCCUAACAGUUAACCCCAACCAAGUGACAAACAGACACCCUGGGGUAGGCGCCUUAACUCUGCCUCCGACAUAACGAGCAGGCUCACGGACCUCGGAUAGCUUACGGGCAGAUUGAGACUGACUGAAGCGUCCCCUCUUACCGUGCUGAUCCUUUCUUAAACCCACUGAGGCCACAAUGAGAAAGGAUGAGAAAAUUCAUCCUAAAGCUCAGCCUGCGGAGGAGACAGUCAGUGGAAGAGGCCUAACUUGCCUGAAUCUGCCAUUGAGACCAAAGAAGUCCAAUCAGUGCGCAAAAGACAGAUUUCGCUGGCUGUGUAAGUCUAGGUCCUAAAGGAAAAAUGUUCUUAAAGAAAUUCUAUUUGCUUCAGUCUGUCAGAUUUUCUGAGGGUUUCCGACAAACCCACAGGAGGACAUGGACUACGUCACUUCCUCUCUUUCUCUCUGCCUUUCUCCUGCUGAAGUAUAUGUGUACAUGUAAAACACAGACAGUUUUAUGUGUAUGUAUACAAUUUUUAUGUACUGUAUGUGAAAACACAUUUUGUCCCUUCUGUUGUGAUAGAGGUACAAAACUCUCAAGUUUGUGCACUCAGCCAGCACCGCAGCACUAAUCCGUCCUUGCAUCGAUAUCUGAUCACAUCAGUAAUUAACCGAUUGAUGGAGGAGUCGCAGUAAGUUGGGUGGAGAGUGUGUCUUUACAGGUGAGAAGGUCCCUCAGAGACAGGUUGGACUGUGUUUUGUAUGAACAGACAGAAAACGCUCCGCAGUGUUUACAGAAAGUCAAAUGUAUAAAUUCACAAACUCACACUACAGUAUGGACAGCAUAUAUACACACACACUAAACACAAAGAGGAUGUCAAUGAAGAGCUUUUUUCUAAUCUUCGACAUUUUGUAUUUUGACUUCAGAACACCAAACCCUAUCAAAUAUUUUAAGAUUCUAUAUUUUGUACAUUAAUAUAUUAGAGAGCUAUCUAUAAACACCAAUGUGUAUUCAGACGUACAUACCGUAUCACUCAUGUUGGGAUUUCACAAGUCCUCACUAGUGUUGCCUGGUCUUAGCCUCAGCAGAUCGACGCCCCUGAAUGCCCGAUUUUCUUUCUCUUUUCACCAAAUUCAGCAUUUUCGAUCUGCAGGAAGUCAACCGUUUCUUUUGCUAGUGUGUUUGAAUCUCACGUUGAGAAGAAAGUGUUAAAACCAAGUGAGUGUGCUCUUUGAAUGGCAGACUAGAGUCUGGGAAUGGAUUAGUCUUUUUGCACUCCAGUUCUUUCAGCCGUCCACCCCUUCCUGCAUCGCUCCACAACCUCCUCUUGCUUGCUCAAUCAGAUGGUACGACCCAAUGAAUGUCCAAUGAUCUCCGAUGAGGCCUUUAAUAUGAACUCUACACUGACGGUGAUGAUGCUCAUCCUGUGGACAGGGACAGACGAGCCCGUGUGGAAAUGUGCCCUUUUAUCUGCUGUUGUUUUUUGUUUUUUUUGUUUCUUUUCCGAGCAGUUUUCUUCAAUAUUACAGCAUUACUCAGCAUGUCAUCAGACACACUAUCUUUGACCUGGCAGUUUCAUAGAUUUUAGUGAUUUUUAGUGAUGUUAUUACCAAACAUUACAGCUGGUUCUGUUUGUCUUGGCUGAGUCACAGAGUACAGUAAUCAGUAAAUGUCUGGACAGUGUCGAGUUUUAUCUGAGAAUAUUGAGGAAUAUAGCAUAUUUGAGAUAAAAGGCUAAAGGAUGAGGCUAGCAGUGUUCUUAUAUUUUAAAAAGACCAACAUCAACAAUGUGUUAGUCCAUCUCUCAAUACUUCCCUACACACACUGCACCCUCAGCCCCCAGGGCUCUGUCUGUUGUGAAGUCAUAAACCUUUAAAACACUGUAAACGCUGUAGUUUGUAGCAGGUAGAGCAUUUAUUGGGACUGUUGUUUAUUUAAAACCCUGUUGCUGUGCUAAGCUAGUGAGUAUUUAUUGCACCUGGACGUUGUAUGUGGGAUUGUCUCAAAAUGAACUACAGUGGAUCGAUGUUUGACUGUACCACUGCAAUCAUUAUUAAUUUUAAUUAAUUCAAUUAAUUAAAUAUGAAUUAAAAUUAUGCAUAUAGAAACACAAAAUGAAUGAUUAAAUAUUGAAAAAGAUCAUGAAAACACAGAGCAACUACUGGAGCUCUGAUUGGCCAGCUGCAAUGUGCCAGUUUGACUCUGGCCAAUCAGAGCUCCAGUAGUUGCUCCGCAUUGUUACUGUUUAAAAACUUAAAUUUAAGAUAAUUUUUGUAUUAAAUUUUGUUCCAUUUCAUAAAUAGAUUCUAAAUGACCAAUUUUAAACUAGGUUUAUAUUGUAUAUCUACAAAUAUACAAUAUAAAUAUAAUUAAACAAGUUUUUUUUAUUGAUCAAUGUAUUAACUGAUUUUUUAUUAAAUAAGGUUAAAGAUAUAAAGAUUCCAGUGGCCCACCCGAGCCUCUAUACCAGUGGGACAUGUCAUCCAGUGCAGACAUUUUGUUUUCGGGCAACAACAGAUUGCUCUAUGGAACCGAGGAAUGAGAUAUAUCAGGGUUUUGCUACAUGGGCGAUGCUUGUUUGUGCAAUUAUUCAUUGAUGAUUGUUGGUCUUUUCAUGGGAUAUAUGAAGACAUAUAUAUUAGCACCUGCCUUAACCUUUAAGAGAAACUUGGCACUGAGUCCAAAUGUUUGCUUUGAGCCUGUAGAAUGAAAAUAAGCUUGCACUGGUCUACUCUGGGGGUUUCUGUUUUGUUAAUGUACUGUACUGCUGCAACCAUUAUCUACACACCACUACUAAAACUUUUGUCAUCACAUUUGACUCAUUGAAUGCGGUGCCAUUCUACGCCCACGCGAGUCCCCUUUUUUCUACUGCUUAUAGAGCAGGAAUGUGCCAUAAGAAAGGGGUUGGAGAGAAGGCACAGAUCACAGAUGAGGGGUGCAGCUACGGGGUGCCUGAGGAGAUACUUUCUCAGAUUUAAAGAGAAGGAGAAGCUUGCCUCCUUUUUCAUUUCUACAGCUGAGGACUGAUGACUCUGAUUAUAUGACAGGGUGAGGCAGCGUCUGUGACAAAAACAGCUUCAGAGACAAAACCGUGGUUGUUUUUGUUGUCAUGCCAAACACUAUGCCCCUUUUGUUUUUAUUGUUUGGGUUUUUUUUACAGUCAAAUAAACUCCUGAGAUGUUUCACAGGUA